CUCAUAUUGACUCUUGGACGCUUUGGUGUCCACAUGCCCAAGCUGUAGAGUGUAGAGCCUAUUCAAUGCCUCAAAAAAAGAGAAAAUAACCGCCAAAUUAACGAAUUUAAUGCGCUUUAAGAUAAAGAUAGUUUGAAGGAGGGAGUGGUAUCUGCUGCACGCAAGCGCGCUGUUGCCGCAUAUUUUCAUACCCGACCGUACUCGACUGUUUCACUACCGCUCCUUUUCGAGGCCACUUGCCGUGUUAUGUUUCGUUUUGGCGUGGAUUUAUGGAAAUUUAUGUCAAAUAUUCGCUCGAAUUGACUGGUUUGUACGACAGUUGCCGAUCGCAAAAGUGUCAAAACGUGUUCAGUAGAUCGGCCAAUCGCAAUGCCUUCCAUAGAACAGUGUGAUGCUGCCGCAGUAAAUGUGGUUGCACUGCCGGCUACUCUGGAAAUGUUUGAGAAAUUCAAGCAGACUUCAGAUAAUGGAAAGGAUUCCGAUUCAGAGGAAAGUUUUCAUUUACAGUUAGAUGAAGACUUCAUUGAAAAUGGAUCAGUUGUGUCAAACGGGAACGAUAAAGAACAGAAGUGCGAAGAAACUGAAGAUGACAUUCUAAAUAAAUUCGAUACUGCCAUACAAGAUACUGCAGACCAUCUCGAUGCUUGUGACGAAGACGUCAUUCUUAAUGAUAUCGAUGAUGAUAAAGGCGCCGAAGAAAUAAUCGAGAAGGCCCUCAUCCUUUCUCCAAUCUUGCUACCAAACACAGAUAUUAAGAUUACUUAUGGCUUUAAAGAUUACGAAGAGAGCACAGAUGGCGAAUUUAAGAGCGUAUAUGAAAUUGAUGCAAAACUCCCGGAAAAUGAUGUAGAAACCCAAGAGAAGCCCGCUGAGUCAAUGGAGGUCGUUCCUGAAGAUAUCAACACUACAAGCAACGAACAACCAACCGCAACAGACGUAUCCAUGGACGCUGAAGCACAGGCAAACCCUGCAAAUGAGGUCAAAAUGGCAUUGGAAACUCCUGUAAACGAUGACUUAGAGGGCGAUACUGACGUUAAUAUGUCUGAGCCUUCCAAUUCGUCUGCUUUGCCCGAACAGCCGCCCAAAUGCGAAGGAGUUUCUGAAGACAAUGCAGAUGAUAAAGGUCUACUUAGUAGUCCUCAGCAGGAUGCAAACGAGAUUUUAACCAAAUCCGAAACAGAUGCCGGCGCAAAGUCUGAUGAAAAAGAUUUGUUCAAAAUCCCCGACGAGUUGUCUAAGGAUGCACAAGCAUGUGGUUCAGAAGUUUCGAAUGAUAAGACUGAAGACGACGAAUCGGAUCUCCUAGACGUGUCAAUGAUUCGUGAGACGGAGGAGGAUGAUGCAUUUGCCAUUGCCGAUGCCAUUGAAGAUACGGAUAAAGAAACACAAGCUAGCGAAAAGUCGGAUGAAGAGCAAAGCGAGAGAAUGGAAACCGAACAAGAGGGGAGCGAUGCCGAUAAAGAUAACUUUGAUAAUGAUAAUGCAAUGGGAUUUGAUGAUGGUGAUGAGGAAGGGGAUGAUGCCGAAAGUCGAGUGCGUGAACCGGAUGGCUCUGGUUCGGAAACCGAGCGGAAAAAUAAAAUAGCUGAAAUAUCUGAUAGUUCAAAGGACAGUGUUAGUGAUAGUAACUCAAAGUUGGAGACUGAAGUGAAAGCUAGUGAUAAAAAUGUGGAUGAUAAAUUGACUAAUGAGGAUACUCUUAGCGAUGAUGAGUUGCCGUUGAUUAUGAGAACCCGCGGAUUAAGCAGUAGAAGUGUGAGUUCAACCUGUGAUACUAAUGAGACUAAUGACAUUAAAAAAGAUGCCAAAGACAAUGAGAAAGCAACAGAAACCUGCGAGAAGGUUGCUGAGAAGAAAACCGUAGAUGAAAGUGGAAAGAUUCAAAGUGAAAAACGAAAAGCUGUCCUCAACAAAAGAAGUAAUUCGUUCGAAGAUGAUGGUGCAUCCAAGAAACUCAAGCUGUCGGUGGACGUCCAGGAAUCAUCAGAAACUGAUAAGCAGCUUAGCACUUCUAGUGCCACCGGGGAACCUCCAGUUGUCGGUGAAAACGUAAAUACUUUAACUUCGUUUGUCAAGUUUAUGCAAUGCCACAAGCUCAGCGGCAAACUGUCUAGAUCCGAUUUGGAGCAGUUUUGUAUUCAGAAAAUUUGCGAGAGUCUCAUGCUGAAGAGCUCUGAAGGAGAACUGCAUCAAAUAAUCAAAAAACACGAAAAAACCAUCGAAAAUAUCAGAAAGGAUCUUCAGCAGCUGAGCAAGCAAUGUAAAGAUCUCGAAAUCGUAAAUAAAAAGUUGAUGGGCGAGCUGAAAAAUCAGAAUGCUGCGAAAAAAGCUGUGAUGCCCCUGAGAAUCACCAGAUCCGUAGGGUUACAAGUAAGACUGAAUCCCGGUAACGAGGUAGCUAAUCAAAACAGACGAAGAACGACGAUAAUCUCUCCACCAAAGGCGCUAUUGGCAAAUCAUAUGCUCAACAAUAGAAGCAAAACAAGUCCUGCAAGCAUUCAACCUAUUCGACAAAUGAUGCAGAAUUCCCUUCAAAAAUCUCCUCUCACCACAGGCCAACCAACUACCCCCGUGAUGGCGCCAAUGCUCGCUACAGCCUUACAAAAACGCGCUGCAACCGCUAAGCGAACGCCAUCGAGUAAAAAACAGGCCGAGAAAACUGGCAAUCCCGGAGUUAUAGAUUUAACAGAAGAGGAUGACAAAUUAGCACAAAACAAAAGUCACACUAAUGCUAUGAAAAUUAUCAACAAUAUUGCAACGGGGAACAAAAAUAUCACCACAAAUAAGCAGUCUCCAGGCAAAAAUGGGGGUAAACAAGUACAAUCCAAGACAGUCCCGCUGAAUACAUCCAAGGGAAACAAUCUUUCACAAGGAAUAAGACUGACUCCCACAUCAGUAAUUACCUCAAGCGCGAAUGGCUCGCCUCAAAUGCUCUACGUGGUUCCGACUAUUACCUCAAACAGUAACGGCCAACAGAAAGUUGCAUUCGUUAAUUUUCAACCUGGAUCAUUAAACGGUUCUACAGUCUCUGUCAUGUCCGGUAAACAGGGUCAAACUCUCACACUAAAAACGAUCCCCAGCCCGAUCCGUCAUAAGCAUCCAGCCCCGCUACUAGCACCUCCCCGGAUCAGUUUGGAUCCGAAAUUAAAGCCUCUUCUGCCGAAACCCCAUCUUACAAUUAAGAAAAUCGACACCGGCAUCAUUUUGCAAUGGAAAAUGCCCUACAAUUUGGACUUGUAUGAGAACAUAGCGAGCUAUCAACUGUACGCAUACCAAGAAACGAACUCGGCGCCCAGCACGGAUAUGUGGCGGAAAGUCGGCGAUGUGAAGGCUCUGGCUCUGCCCAUGGCAUGUACCUUAACACAGUUUGCCGAUAAAAAUAAAUAUUUCUUCGCGGUUCGAGCAGUGGAUAUUCAUAAAAGGAUUGGAGCGUUUAGUGAGCCAGAGGAAAUUUCGUUGUAAGAAAAGACCUUUAGAAGUGAAUGUUUUCGUGAUAAGGGUACGUGUGGUUAUGAGAUCAAUUCAGUGAGCAGCCCGAGGUCGUUUUUAUACAAGCCCUAGAGGUAAACCGGGAGAAGCAACUGAAUGACUCAGAUGCAAAUGUGUUUACAUUUUCGUUGCUGACUGUUAAAAAGGUGUCUGCUACUCAACAUUCGUUUCAUACUGUUCCAUUAAGAAGCAACUUUGAAAUAGUUACUGCACCUGCCACUAACUGCUACAGGUUUCAAUGAAUCUCUAUCAUUUGUAAGAAAGAUUUUUUCGCUUGAUCAAAGAAUCACCAAACCAAUCUCUAAUGUGUAAUUGCUCAAUUGGCUCAGUUUUCACAGUACGAAAAUGUACACUAUGCCCGUUUAGUUUUCAGACGUUCUAGUAAGUCGUUUUAUAGUAAAAAACUAAUUUUAUCAUUGUAAGUAUGUACAUAGCAGCAUUCGUCGUAUUGCACACCAAUUAUGAUUUAGAUUAAGUAUAUGGACAGUUUGGUAUUUUGAUUCUCGGACCCAGGAUUUUUUGUCUAACUGUAACACGAUCAUUUUUUUUUGAUAUCAUGAAUUGUGUUAUUGCUGUGACUUGUUUUUUUCAUGGAUUUACAAACCAGCCACUGGCGGAAUUUUGAAUGUCCUGCACAACCUUCAUUACGUAGCUUCGUAAUUUAUUGAACAUAUAAAUAAGAAGUAAACAAGAUUUUUUUAA
Dendroctonus ponderosae (mountain pine beetle) is the source of this 4191-nucleotide messenger RNA. RefSeq names its product activating transcription factor 7-interacting protein 1. Gene Ontology annotation, biological process: regulation of DNA-templated transcription. The record is from RefSeq and is a predicted model, not a curated record. Gene Ontology annotation, cellular component: transcription regulator complex; nucleus. Gene Ontology annotation, molecular function: protein binding; transcription coregulator activity. Lineage: Eukaryota; Metazoa; Arthropoda; Insecta; Coleoptera; Curculionidae. The transcript has 9 exons. The coding region runs from base 370 to 3462 and encodes 1030 amino acids.